AAAAAAAAAUCUCUAAAACAUUAACAGUUCAUUCGUCCGUCACGUGGUAGUUCAGUCCAGAACAGUCCAUCUAACAAAGUGAGAGACCAAUCUGCCACUAUGACAGAGAAAGUGACAGAGCUGGUCUCAAAGUGCCUGCAGGCCCGGGACCUGGCUUACUGUCCCUACAGCCGCUUCCCUGUCGGUGCUGCCCUCUUAACAGCAGAUGGCGCCAUUGUCACAGGUUGUAACGUGGAGAACGCCUCCUACGGUCUGACCGUGUGUGCCGAGAGGACGGCCGUCCAGAGGGCUGUAGCUGAGGGACAUAGGCGGUUCACCGCCAUCGCUGUAACAUGUGAUAUCAAAGACCGUUUUGUUGGACCGUGUGGAGCAUGCAGACAGGUUCUCAUGGAGUUUGGAUCGAACUGGACUGUGUAUUUGACGAAGCCGGAUGGAACUUACAAAGAAACCGAGCUUCGUGAACUGCUGCCUUUAGCAUUUUCCCCUGAACACCUUGCAAAGAACUGAAAAUGCUUCCACUGCACCUCUGGAUGGCCUUAGGCUCGCUGAUUUUAUUCUGACUAACCUAGAAAAAACAGUAAAUAUGAAAGCCUGCUGUAGACCUACUAUAAACAUGUAACCAUGCAGUUGAUGUAAGUCUAUUGUAGUAAAAACAAAAGAAAAGAAAAAACAACUCUAUAUCAAAUUAGAAGAAAGAAAUCAGCAAUAUCAUAUAAAAUUAAUAUCAAAUAUUAACAUUAUAUAAUAUGCAUAACAAUGAUAAUAAUAAUGUAGAAUAACUUAAACAGUGAUAAGAACAACAAUAAUUUGUUAGUAGCUUAACGUACAAUAAAAAAUUAUUAUUACUCUAUGAUUGUUGUUGAUGUUGUUAUUGUUGUUGUGGUAGUCUCAUUAAACGGCUAUCUUCUUUUGC
This is a messenger RNA of Poeciliopsis prolifica (blackstripe livebearer), 913 nucleotides long. RefSeq names its product zgc:103586. The record is from RefSeq and is a predicted model, not a curated record. Gene Ontology annotation, molecular function: zinc ion binding; cytidine deaminase activity. The transcript has 5 exons. NCBI's taxonomy places the organism in Eukaryota, Metazoa, Chordata, Actinopteri, Cyprinodontiformes, Poeciliidae. Bases 100 to 507 code for a protein of 135 amino acids. Gene Ontology annotation, cellular component: cytosol.